AUGUGUGUUUUGUUUUUUAUUUUCCCAUCUUUCUCUUUGAGCCCUGAGGUGACGUCAUCCCAGCCGGAGCGUCUCUCACCAGGCAACAGACCAGGUCAGAUCACGUGACAACACCGGAAAAAUACUAAUUAUGAAAUGAUCAGUGUAGGACAGAAUAUCGAUCAUAAUGAUAACAUGUCAUUUAUGGUGUGUGUGUGUGUGUGCGUGUUUGUGUGCAGGUUUGUGUGCAGGUUGAUCAGCCAAGGAGCCGUUACAAACGCUCGUCCCGGAAAUCAUGUGUCCUUCACAAUAAGAGCACCAGUCCAAUGAAUCGUUAAACCUGAAACUGCAUGUGGCUAUGUCGAUCGCAUUUCAAUCUCACGCACAUACACAUUUCGUAAAUGAUACGAAAUGUAACACUUCGCCUAUUCAAAAAUUUGAUCAAACAUCUCUACCAUAUUUGUCUUAUUGUCGAUAUUUAAUUUAGAUUUUAGAAUCAAAUAUAAAACAUAGUUGAGGAUUUUUUGCAGGUAAAAGGGAUAUUCCGGCAUAAAAUUAAUUUAGGGUCAAACACACCGUAACACCGAGUUCGACACCCCCUUGAGAGAUGAAUGUUGCUGACUGCUUGCUUUUCUAGUCGUACCAGCUUUAGUAACGACCGCACAAUAGCAAUACACAGCAGUCUGAGGAGCCAUAAACAAACCUCAACCAAAACGUCACUCUAUAGCCACAAAUAAUGCUCAGAACAGCACCUAACUUCAUCAACAGUACAUAUAGGAUCCCAGCCACAGCACUAGCCACCAAACAUCUUUUUAGUUAAUUUCUUUAGCAAAGAGACUAAACACAAUUUACCCUCUCUCUUCCAGCAGCUGCUUGUUUGUACAGACACCUCGGGCCAGUCCAUUACGGACUACAGAGGGGUGAAUUAGCUCAAGGAAGAACAUUCAUGAUCAUUUCUUAAUGGAAAUACAAUCAGAUCGAGAUGCUAUGGCAAAGAACUACCGCUUCUGCAGAGCAAAAUGAUUAAUAUGGUCAUUAUUACUUUAAGGAAAUGAUAGAGAAAUUAUCAUAAAUGUUCUGCACUAAGCUGCGUCAACUCGCAGCAGUCUGUAAUGGACUGGCCUGAGUUCUAGCCACAAACAAGUGGCUGCUGGAAGAGAGUAGGUGAUUUAUGUUUAGUCUCUUUGUUAAAGAAAUCAGGCAAAGUUAAAAAGAUGUUUGGUGGCUAGUGCUGUGACUACGACCCUACAUGUACUGUUGAUGAAGUUAGGUGCUGUUCUGAGUAUUAUUUGUGGCUAUAGAGCAGCAUUUUGGUUGAGAUUUGUUUGGCUCCUUAGACUGCUGUGUAUUGCUAUAGUGCAGUCGUUAGCAAAGUUGGUAUAACUAGAGAAGCAAGUGGUCGACAACAUUCGUCUCUCGAGGGGGUGUGCAACUUGGUAUUACGGUGUGUUUGACCCUAAAUUAAUUUUACACCGGAAUAUCCCUUUAAAUAGUUCUACGCGUAAGUGAGUUAGAAAUUCAGGAUUUAACAUGUUGAUGAAUUUUGAUGAAAUUUGGAUUUGGAUAACAAUUUGAUGCUUUUAUUUUGAAGGCUUUUCUGUGUGUUUUCCUGUGCGACAGUGUGUAUUGACGCAGCGGGUGGCAGCUGGUGCGUCAGGAGGAGACGGAGAUGCCAUAACAGCAGCAUCAGCGCGGCGCUCCGGGUCCUGUUCGCUCCGCACUGAUCCGAACCGGCUCUGCUCCGGGACUCCUCUCAUGCUCUGUCCACUUCACAGCGCGACAGCCCCGGCUUCAAGCUCUGCGGAGGAGCGGCGGCAGCAUCUGGAGCGGAGGUAAGAGGAGGAGGAAGAAGAGGAGGAGGAGGAGGAGAAGGCAGGGCGUGGAGGAGGGGGAGAGACCUGUCUGUCUGUCUGUCCUCCUGUCUAUCUUUUCCGUUAUCUGUCUGUCUGUACAUGUCUGUCUGUCCUCCUCUCUGCAUGUCCUCUCUGUCUCUCUAUGUCGCCUCUGCUCACGGCUCAUUGUCCGGCCUGCAGCCGCGGAUGGAGCGCUGAGGCCCGGCAGGAUGUUUGUGUCGAGCCGCUCCGGUUCGUCCAACAUCCAGGGUGUGUGCGCGUGUGUGCGCGGGCGCGAGUGUAUGUGUUUGUGCUGUGUCAAUGGACAGGUUUGUGUCUUGGGUGGGGUUCAACUCAGGUGGUCUGAAUAACGGUGAUGAUGAGGGUGAUGAAGGUGAUGAUGAUGUCACAGAGGUGAACAGGUUGAGCUGCUCGAGGACACUUCCUGUCAGCUGAUCCGUGUAAUAUAGUACAGGUGGAAAUUCAAAUCGUCCUUACAUGUGUCUAUCUAUCUAUCUAUCUAUCUAUCUAUCUAUCUAUCUAUCUAUCUAUCUACAUCAGCUGAUAGUUUUAUACAGCAGAAUAUGUCAACAAAAUGAAAGUAUUUAAUCACUUAAAUCAUAUCUGUUUUAAUGUGGGUGUCCAGUUAUUAGUAUUUUAAAUAUAAAACCCAAUUCCAUUGAAUUUGGGAAGAUGUGUAAAUCGUACAUAAAAACAGAAUACAAAGAUUUGCAAAUCCUUUUCAACCUAUAUCCAAUUGAAUUCACUACAAAGACAAGAUAUUUAAUGUUCGAACUCAGUAACUUUUUUUUUUUUUUUUUUUUUGCAAAUAAUCUUUAACUUUAAAAUUUUAUGGCUGCAACACGUGACAAAGAAGUUGGGAAAGGUGGCAAAAAAUACUGAAAAAUUCGAGGAAUGCUCAUCAAACACCUAUUUGGAACAUCCCACAGGUGAGCAGGUUAAUUGGGACCAGGUGCGUGCCAUGAUAGGGUAUAAAAGCGGCUUCCCCAAAAGUUCUCAGUCAUUCACAAGCAAGGAUAGGGCGAGGUUCACCACUUUGUGAACAACUGCGUGAGCAAAUAGUCAAACAGUUUAAGAACAACGUUUCUCAAAGUACAAUUGCAAGGAAUUUCAGGAUUUCAACAUCUACAGCCCAUAAUAUCAUCAAAAGGUUCAGAGAAUCCAGAGAAUUCACUGCAUGUAAGCGGCGCAGCCGGAAACCAACACUGAAUACCCGUGACCUUUGAUUCCUCAGGCGGCACUGUAUCAAAAACCGACAUCAAUGUGUAAAGGAUAUCACCACAUGGGCUCAGGACCACUUCAGAAAACCAUUGUCAGUAAAUACAGGUUGUCGCUACAUCUGUAAGUGCAAGUUAAAACUGUACUAUGCAAAGCAAAAGCCAUUUAUCAACAACAUCCAGAAACACUGCCGGCUUCUCUGGGCCCGAGCUCAUCUAAGAUGGACUGAUGCAAAGUGGAAAAAGUGUUCUGUGGUCUGAUGAGUCCACAUUUCAAAUUGUUUUUGGAAAUAGUGGACGUCGUGUCCUCCGGGCCAAAGAGGAAAAGAACCAUCCAGACUGUUGUCGACGCAAAGUUCAAAAGUAUCUGUGAUGGUAUGGGGGUGCAUUAGUGCCCAGGACAUGGGUAACUUACACAUCUGUGAAGGCAACAUUAAUGCUGAAAGGUACAUAGAGGUUUUGGAGCAACAUAUGCUGCCAUUCAAACAGCGUCUUUUUAAUGGACGCCCCUGCUUAUUUCAGCAAGACAAUGCCAAGCCACAUUCUGCACGUGUUACAACAGCGUGGCUUCGUAGUAAAAGAGUGUGGGUACUCGAUUGGCCUGCCUGCAGUCCAGAUCUGUCUCCCAUUGAAAAUGUGAAGCGCAUUAAGAAGCAUAAAAUACGACAACAGAGACCCCGGACAUCAAGCAAGAAUGGGAAAGAAUUCCACCUUCAAAGCUUCAACAAUUAGUCUCCUCAGUUCCCAAACGUUUUCUGAGUGUUGUUAAAAGGAAAGGUGAUGUAACACAGUGGUAAACAUGCCCCUGUUCCAACUUCUUUGGCACAUGUUGCAGCCAUGAAAUUCUGAGUUAAUGAUUAUUUGCAAAAAAAUUAAAGUUUAUGAGUUUGAACAUUAAAUAUCUUGUCUUUGUAGUGUAUUCAAUUGAAUAUAGGUUGAAAAGGAUUUGCAAAUCAUUGUAUUCUGUUUUUAUUUACGUUUAUCACAAUUUCCCAACUUCAAUGGAAUUGGGUUUUGUAGUUAUUAAGUCCAUAUUAAUAACGUAAAGCUAUUCUUAUCAAUGCCUUGAUUUGGGAGUCAAAUUCAUACAAUCAUGUGCACUUUGAUAUCUUAACUUUUGGAUUUAUUAUUCAAAUAAACACUUCACUGCUGCACCACUGUGGUCUGAAACCAUGACUUGGAGGUAGCAGACAGCUUCAGGGUGUUCAUAUUCAGCUUCAGAGUAUUAAAUGUAAGUUAACACAGGGCAACAAAUCAACACAAGUUGAAAUUUGCCUUUUCCUCUAACAGCUUUAUAUUGAUUUUACAGUGUGUGGUUGUACUGUAGAAGUUUAAGAGGUAAAGAAACAGAAAGUGCUUCACAUACACACUGACAUGCACUUGUGACCUUCCUCUAUAUGACUGUUGCAGCUAUUCCACAUAUUUAGCAGGUCAUAUGGACUGAGACAAACAACCACAGUUCUCCAGAAUGAAUGAAAAACCAGUCAGGCAUCUGUUCUCACUCAAACUGGGAAAGGAGAUUCAAUACGAAUAACUGCUGCACACUGUUGUGAUCAUAUUGGCCAAUAUUGCAAUUUACAAUAUAGUAAAUGCUGCUAUGAGUCUAUUUGCUUGGUUGUUAACAUGCAACUGUAUUGGUAGUUUUGAUACAUGUAUUUCACGUUUCUGGACCAAAAUGAUGACCACAAAUGUUUAUUUGUCAGGUGGGCAGUGUGCUGGAGUUUCCUUACAGUUCCAAGAAUUGUUCGAUAAAAUGUGUCUGACUCCUACCUCCUCCUGUCCUUUGUUGUCCAGGAUGCACUGGGGUUUCCCAGUAAGCCUGUAAAGAUGAGUGUAACCUCAUGGUUCUUGGUGAGCAGCUCCGGGACUCGACACCGCCUCCCCAAAGAGAUGAUCUUCGUGGGUCGAGAGGACUGCGAGCUCAUGCUGCAGGUGAGACCAGUCAGUCAGAGCAACCAAUACAGCAGUUCAGCCCAAGUUCAAUCAGAACAGUCAUUAAAACUAUUUAUUUAAUCAGACUGUUUAAACCAGACUUUCCAGUUAGAGUGUUUGAUCAAACUGUUCAGUUUAACAGUUCAAUAUGACUAUUAAACUAUACUCCACAUUGAGACUGAAAUAGCACUGUUUAUUCAGAUUGUUCAAUCAGACCGUUCAGACUGUUGAAUCAGUUUCUUGAUUCAGAUUGUCUGGUUACGUUGUUCAAUUUGACUGUUCCAUCACACUCUUUAUUUAGACUGUUGGAUCAGGCUGUUAAGGUUGUUCAAUCAGACUCUUGGUUCAAACUGUUCAUUUCUGAGUUGCAACAGUCUCUUUUUCCACACUGUUUGAUCAGACUGUUCAGCUGUGUUAUCAGGUCGACAUGACAUCAGCGUAUUUCUCAGUAACACUUUUUGAGACUGAUCAAUUAGUCUGUUUCACUGGACUGUUCAGACUGAUCAUACUUCAAUUUUAGGGAUGCACCCAUCUGAUAUUUAGAUCAGAUAUCGGCUCCGAUAUUGACGAAUUUACUAGAUCUGAUAUUUGAUGAAUGACGCCGAUCCAGUGUUCCGAUCCAGUCUUUUUUUUUUUUUUAAUUAAUAUCAUACACAGCAACACAACGAUUCUGUUCAGUCUAUAUUCUAUGUCUGUCUAUCCUUUUGCACAAAAUGUUUACAUGGAAGUCUUACUUCUUUUUGCUGUGCGCUAAUGUGCUAAUUUGUUAUUUGUUAAUAAAUAAUAUUAAGUCAAUUUAUAUCUGAGUUAAUUUGUUACCUUUAUUUUUUUUAACAAGGCUAAUGUCAAGCCUAAUGCCUUCACUCACAGGGCAAGGUAUACAGUUCGCUCAUUCAUUCAACAGUAGUAUUGGAUCGGUAUCAGAUAUCGGCCGAUAUGCUCAGCCCAGGUAUCGGUAUCAGACUGGAUCAGAAAAAUUGAUCGGUGAACUCAAUUUUAAUUUCCUUUCAAACCUUGAUGGUUUAAUCAAAACCUAUCAAUUUAAUUAUUUGUUUGGGCCUCUCAGUUAAACUGUUCAAUCGGACUGUUUAUUCCGCCUUCAUAUCUAGUGUUCUUCAUCCAGGCUUUUCAAUGAUACUCUUAAACCAGUCUUAUCAAACAGAGCAAUCCGAACACUCUAUCUUACUGUUGGACAGCUCUUCAGAAGCUAAUGCAGGAUGACUGCAAAACUGUAGCGCGUGGAUCACUCACCUGUUUGUGUCUCAUAGUCCCGCAGCGUGGACAAACAGCAUGCUGUCAUCAACUACAACCCGACUACAGACCAACACCUGGUCAAAGACCUGGGCAGCCUCAAUGGGGUGAGGCCAACUACACACACUACUACAUACAAUACUGCACAAACUACUACUACACACUUCUGAAAUUUUGUUAAAAAAAUGACACUAAAUAACAAAUAAUGAAAAAUAAAUUCCACAGUAGCAGAAUAACUGAGUGUGACGUGUUUGGUUUGUUUCAGACGUUUGUGAAUGACCUGAGGAUUCCUGAUCAGACCUACAUCACCCUCAAACUGUCCGACAUCAUCCGCUUCGGAUAUGAUAUCCUCCCAUGUGUGUGUGUAUGUGUGUGUGAGAGAGAUAAUAUUUGGAUGUUGAAAUCUCAGAGUUGUUUACAAGUGAGUAAGGUACAGUUUUGUUACUUAGUGUGAGAACAGUUUUUUUUCUUAACUCUUGUUUUCACAUUCUCAUGUCUACGUCUUGGAGAAAAGUCAACACAAAGUGCCCGAGGAGGCUUUGAAGGUCAGUGAGUGAGUGUGUGAGCGUGUGUGUACGUUUUUGUGUGUGAUACUAAAGAGUGUUUGACAUCGCCUCCUGUUGUUGCAGCAUGAGAAGUACAGUAGUCAGCUGCAGAUGAGUCUGAAGGCAUCAGAGGGACACAAGACCGAGCCUGAGGAGAAAGCAAGAGCAGAAAAAACCUCGAUUACAAAGAGUCUCACUCAAGGUACUUCAAAAAUAGUGUGUAUUAUGGUACAUUAUACUAGGAAUAAUGAUUUGAAUGAAAACAAUACAAAUAAGUAAAAACAAAUACAUUACUCCCCUCACAGUGGGUGUCAUGAGAACCCUGAACUAUUUGGCCCAAAACAGUUCUUGGAAUUAGGCUGGUUAGGUGUGAUUAUUAUUCCUCUUAAAACAGGCUUCUUUGGCUGAGUGUGUAUGUGGUUUUAGGUAUUGUUGCAUUAAGCCCCCAGGUGGACACUCAGAGAACUGCAGUGUUAAGUGUUUCCGUAUCAGCUUCCUUUCUUAGGACCAGAGGUUUUGUGUGUUUCUGUGUUGUAGAGGCUCCAGUGUGUCGGCCCACUCCACUGUAUGGUCAGCCGUCCUGGUGGGGAGAGGAGGAUUAUGGGAGUAAAGUUCAGAGCAGCGAUGAGCCCCAUGCAGGUAAAAACAAACCUCUGAAUACCACAAGGUAGGAAAACAACCUCAGUCCCUGUGGAUAUUUGUGUGUUUGUUACAUGAUAUUUUCAUUUUGAUAAAAGUUGAUGAAACAAAUUAAUAGUUGCUGUAAUGAUUUUCUUUAUCAUUUAUCAAAUUACACAGUGAAAAUAGUCAAUUUCAACAGUAAAAUCAUGUGGAGAGUGUAGAAAAUUGGUAUUAGUGCUUAUUCAAUCUGUGUUAUUUAUUACCGGCUAUCAUCAGUCACUUUGAGGUUUAAAAUGCACUCUUAUAUAUAAAGAAUUAUAUAAUUUUGUGCCUUAGUUUUAUUUCUCUCAGCAAAAUGUCUUUUUCAGAAGUUCACAAAGAGCCAUCAUCGAUGGACCAAGAUUUUUCUGGACCCCUGACUGACGCCCAGCAGAAAAGCGUUUUCCCUUCAUACCAUCGUGAACCCAGCUACUUCGAAAUCCCAACGAAGGACUUCCAACACCCCAAAACCUUGGGGGCAGAGCUUCACGAGAUCCCCACUAAGGAUACAGACACACCCCCAGCCCCGUCUUCCCCUCCCACCCCAACCCCACCAGUGGUUCAGAGCCACGCCUCCUUCACCAUCGAGUUUGACGACUGCUCUCCUGGCAAGAUCAAAAUCAAAGAUCAUGUCACUAAAUUCUCCACCCGCCAGAGGAAACAGCAGGCUCCACCCACCAAGACCGGCAUGGCAACUGCCACUCCUGCUGAGGUGAUGUCGGCAGAGAGCAAGGUGGCUGAUUGGCUGGUCCACAGUGAUGUCAGCAUGAUGAAAAGGCGUCCCACCUGUGAGGACGUUUACAGCACAAAGAGUGACCUUGCAAUGAACAUCAAGACGCUAAAAGGUCAGAGGUUACCAUGUGUCAGUCUUUAAAGGGCCAGUACAAAAGUUUAAUUUUUUCAUUUGUAAUAUUUCUGAUCACAGUCCCACAUCUUCCUGUCUAAAGGUUCAAACAUCCUUAGUCUGUUGGGGGUAUAUUCAAAGUUCAGUUUGUUUAAAGACUUGCAGCCUGAGUCCACUUGGACUUUUAAAAACAUGUUGAUGAAUUAAAGUGUGUGUGAUAUUUUUUUGUUGUCAGGUCAUCAUCAUGAGGAUGGAACCCAGAGUGACUCAGAAGACCCGGUUCUCAAAGGGAGGAGGAGUAAAUCCCACCACUCUGUCCAGUCAGAGCAGUCUGAGGUGUCUCAGCAGACAGUUCAGUCAGGUCAGUCUGUCCACCAUCACCUUCCCCCAACACAGAAACUCCACCAGCCCCUGCAGUAUUCUCCACCUGGACCAGCCCCAAGCUCUCCUGUGGCCCCUGAGAGACCCUUGUCCCAGAGUCCUCCUCAGACCCAGUCCCCAAAAGCAGAAACCCCAAAGCAGGGCCCCCCAGAGCACCUUACGCAGCAGGCCUUCAUCAUCGAGUUCUUUGAUGACAACCCGCGCAAAAAGCGCUCGCAGUCCUUCACGCACAACCCUGCCCACGCUGACUCGUACUCCUCCUUGAAGGCAAAACUGGAGCGGCGGAAAGGGGGUGAGAGGCCAGCAUCUGUACAUGGCCACAUCCCUCCCACCCAGCAGGUGACUGUUCCUCUGAAAAGUCAGGGCCACAGUGGCCCCCAGAGGUCAAGCUCUCUGAAGAGGGAGAAGACAGAGGGGGAGGCAGCUUCCUCUGGUUCCUCUUCUCGCUCCUCCUCUGGGAUCAUCAUAAGACCCUUUGGGAGCGUAGGGAAGAAAUCCAAGCUGGCUCAGGAGUUUGCCGCUGAAUUUCUCAAAGACUCUGGUCAACAUGAGUCCUCCCUAACAAGGGACAAGAUGUCCCCACCCCCAAUGUCUGCACCACCAGUGAUGAUGUCUCCUGCUCAUGCAAGAAUUCCCUCCCCCCAAGAACCUCCAGCGACAACCUCAAUAUCCUACCCAAGCUCCCCCUUACAGCCUCCACCAGCCUCAAAGUCUUCUGCUGGCCAGACCUCCUCUCCAGUCCACCUUUCUGGGCCCCCAAUGUCCCCCAUGCUGCCUUUGGGUGUACGUGCGGCAGACCCUAAAGGUGCUCAGAGGAUGAUGAGGAACGAGGAGGACGACAGCCUGAGCGAUGCUGGGACCUACACCAUCGAGACAGAAACACAGGACAAGGAGGUGGAGGAGGCUCGUAACAUGAUUGAUCAGGUGAACUCCACGUUAGACCACUUAAGAGUGUUUCAGUCAGUGACCAAACUCAGGCAGAUUCAUAGUUCAGACUGAUGAUUAAAGGCAUACUUCAUUCACAGUUAAAUUUGUAAAUAUUACUCAGACCAGUAAAGCGAAAUCAGAUUUGUCAUAAUAUUCAUAAAGAAUGGGCAGGCUCUUUCCUCCCUCCCUCAAUUGACUAGUUCAAAACACAAAAACUAACAACCUUAGGUAGACUCACUUCAGAAGUCUCUCCAGGGCUGCAUGUGACCUCUUGUCCUUGUUGCUCCUUCAUGUCCCUGAGAAGCCACCCCCUCCUCAUGCAUGCCCUGUGCUCUGACAGGUGUUUGGUGUCCUCGACUCUCCAGAGUACAGUGGUGUGAGCACAGGGGUGUAUAGACCUCCUGUAAUAAAUGAUGGCAAGGAUGAGCAAGCUAACCUGCCUAGCGAUGGUAGCACUGUGGACCUGUUGCAUGGCUUUAACCCAGCCGCUAUCAGCGGUGCCCCGUCAGGCCCCAUACAGGUAAAACCACAAAAAACUGAACCUGGAACUAGCAUGAUGUGAUCCCAGUGCAUGCAGACUUGUGUUGUUGCUCCCUCAGUUUCUCCGUAGACAUACUUAACUCUGUUAAGUCUCAUUGGACUUUUUGGCCUCAUAAUUCCAUCGUUUGAUAAUUUCUUUCAUUGUGUUGUUUAUUGUUCAGGUUCCACCUGCUAGUGUCACAGGUCUGGAAGGACCCAAAUGGGUUUCCCGCUGGGCCAGUCUGGCAGAUAGCUAUGCUGAACCUGGUUCCACUCCACCUCAAGGGGAAAGUCUGGAAGGUAAUGUUGAGUUUUUAAAUGAAGUUUAACUAAAAACAAAACUAUAGAACUGAGAAUCAGACCCAGUCUUUGUCCCCACUGUAUUGCUGCGUUGGAGUAACCUCGGAAGUCAGUUGUCGGAGCUGAAAAUGACGUUACACCCGAGUUCCCAGUGUUUCAGUUACCAAGUUGGAAAAAGCAAAAUCCAAGGCCUUAUAUUCGGACAAGGCAAGUGCUAAAAUAACUUUGGUAGAUGCAGCCAUCUUGUUUCAGGCCUCCAAUCUUACUUUUUUUCCAACUUGGUAACUGAAACGCUGGUAACUCAGGUGUGAUGUCAUUCUCAGCUCGGACUUCUGACUUCUAAGGUAACUCAAACACAGCAUAUGAACCUCAGAUUCCUACCUGCACACAUUACCUAUAGCUGUUCACUUUCAGGCCAUGUAAAGCAGUCUAGCAGGUUAAACUCAAAAGGAUAGUUCAGACCAAAGAUUUACCCUGAAAAAGAAAUUGAAACAACUCUCCAUGCCAGUCAUCUAACUCUGUUUUUCAGCUAUUUGGCUGAUAAAACUCAACCAUCCUAAUUUCUCUGGCAGUUAGUGAGUAGAGUCAAAGAUAAUGCAAUCAUCUGACCUAAUCCACCUGAGGAGUACAACUCCACACAGAUUAUUCUUUUUCUUCACUAAUUUCAUCCCAGUGCAAAUAUCUGAUCUGAAAUGGUUCAAAAAGCAACUCCCAUUUACUCUGAAGCACUCUUUACAUCUGGUAUGGGUUUUGAUAACAUUCAGAUCAUGUGGACCUCUAUGAUCAGCCAAUCAUUGAGUCUAAAAAAUUGUGUUUUAAAAUAUGAUAAAUGAAUAUGAUGCUUGCAACUGAGUAAACAGGAACUGUUUUUUGUAGAUAUGCACCUCAUGAGCCGGUCGAUGGGAAAUUACAGCUAUGAUAACUCGGAGUCGGAGUCCAGCCACAGCUCAAGGACUAGAAGACUGCUGCCUCAGGUGCCUCCAGAGAAGCUGGAUAGCGUUCCUCCAAGUAUCCUGAUACGGCAUGAGCCUUACCAUGGACAGGCAGCUCUGGACCGAUUCUCUGGUACUACUCGCCACCAGGACUCCACCCAGUGUUUGUCGGUUCAAGAUGAUGUUGACCCAGACAGCCUAAGUGAUGCCAGCCGGUCAGAUGAUGGACCUGUUCUGGAAAAAACUAAGAGGAAUCAAGCUAGGACUGGAUCUGUGUCCCCAGGGGGCACUGGUCCUCAGGUCAGGGGUGCAGAGAAAGUGUCCCCCUCUACAAAGUCCACCUCAUUCUACAUUGGAUCUGAAGAUAGCCCAAGCAAACCUGACCAAGCCAAAAGCCCAGUGCAGUCUGAGAGAAUACAGAAGCCCUCAGCCAAAACCCCUCCAACAACCAUCCUGAUCCGACAUCUGAGUGGGCAUGAACCACGAAGGACAGGUGUCAAACCCAACAGCUCUGCCCCUAACCUCCAAAUACAAGACAAGGAUUCUGUUCCCACUAAAGACAGCUGUAUGUCAUCUAUUGUACGCCAGGAGAGCUUUACCAAAGACCAGCCCAGUGAUAAUGUCCAAAUGAAGAAGCUCCCUCACAUAUCCAGUCAUCCGUCCAUCAGAGACAUGGAGCAGAGGAGGGAGAACAUUCAGGACACACAGUCCUUCCUUCAGGAGACAGAGGGAACUCUGUCCUCUCUGGACACCAAGUUCCCCUCAUCAGGCUCAGGUCGUAGCUCAAAGAAAGGAGGCUCCUCCACCCACAUGGACGACUCCCUGUCCGGUGAGUCAGAUGUGGACACAGCUAGCACUGUGAGCCAGGUGAGCAGCAAAAAUGCCCCCAUCAGUUCUGCUCCUAAAAAGCGUCCUGCCAUUAGUAGCCUUCAAAAGGAGAAGUCUUCUUCCAGCCCGUCCAUCCAAGAGAAGGGACGGCAGCUCACAGCCCGAGAACGGCUCUCUGAAAAACGCCGCGGCCAGGUGACAUCAGAGGCAGCAAGCAAGGCAGAGGCAACAAAGCGCUUUCAGAUGCGCCGCAGUGCCGGAAACCGUGGAUCUCUUGAUCUGUCUGAGGGCCAGCAGGGUUCUGGUCAACAGUGGACAGAAACAACAUCAUCAGACCACGAGGUGUCUCGCCCAUCUGGCCGUAGCAAGAAAGUAAUAGCCCCACUUCAGAAAGAGGACAACGGUAAGACGACAAAGACACCAUCUCAGCAGGUAUUGACACGUUCCAAUAGCCUGUCAGCACCACGACCGACUCGAGCAUCCAUGCUUCGCCGAGCCCGCCUGGGUGAGGCCUCAGAUAAUGAAGGUACAGAGACAGACCGGGCCUCCCAGAAUUCAGAUCACAUCACAGCACCUGCCAAAGUAUCUGCUGAGGGGAAGAAGCUGUCCAGGCUGGACAUCUUGGCAAUGCCUAGGAAGAGAACCGGCUCCUUCACAACCCCCAGCGACAAUGAGGCCUCAUCUACAGGCCGCUCUAGUCUCCCCAGUCGUAACGCUGAGUCUGCUGCCACCACCAGGAAGACCUCUGUGGGUGAUGCCCGCCAAGCCACUGGAAAAGGGAGUGGAGUUUCAGGCAAGCAACCACUCGCCCGGACCAGGUCUAGCGGAGCCAAGUACCCCAGCACCAGUAAGUUCUGGUUAGAUUUGUGUCUCAGAAUGUAGACAUAAGUACAAUAAUAACUGUAAUACUGUUCAUCCUGAGCAUGUCAUCAGUUUCUCUUCUUUAGUGACUGUCAAACCGAUUUUAGUAUCGCCGGGGUUGAGACUGUUACCAUUAUUGAAAUGUUGUCCUUUAUUGGAUGUCGUGAAAAAUAAUAUUGGUAGCUAUUCUUUUCUGUCUUCUUUCUAUCCAUGAUCUACAAAAAAUCCUAUUGCAACCAUACACAAAACCCAACAGGAAGUCCACAUUUUGAUUAUUGUCUAUGUUAAUCGAUUUACUGGUGUCAGAUUUUAAUAAAUUCAUCAUUGAGGCUUCUUCUCUGGAUUUGGUACAUGUAAUGUAGACACACUGUCAGUCAAAAGUUGUGAGAGGAUUUAAUGUUGGUCAGAUAAUGUGUUCUUGGCUGGUGGCUCGUCAAACUUCCAUGUCUUGCCAUGAAACCGGGAGUUGCUCCUUCAUACAAUGUUUGAUCAUUUUGAGAUUCUAAAGACAUGACCAACAUAUAGUACAUUCCUGAAAACAUUCACUGUAUGCGAUAAACUAUCAACCACCGUGAUACUGCCACCCUCUUGGGAUACAAUGCAUUACAGGGACAUUCCAGCGUAAAAUUAAUUUAAGGUCAAACACACUGUAACACUGAGUAAGACACCCCCUUGAGAGAUGAAUGUUGCCGACUGCUUCAUCAACAGUACAUACAGGGUCCUAGCCACCAAACAUCUUUUUAACUUUGCCUAACUUCUUUAGCAAAGAAACUAAACACAACUCACCGACUCUCUUCCAGCAGCCGCUUGUUUGUAGCGAGACCACCAGGCCAGUCCAUUACGGAUUACAGCGGGGUGACGCAGCUCAAGGAAGAACAUUUAUGAUCAUUACUAUUAUUGAUCAUUUUGCACUGCAGAUGCGUUAGUUCUUCUGCCUUAGUGUCUCGCUACAAACAAGCGACUGCUGGAAGAGAGUAGGUGAGUUGUGCUUGGUCUCUUUGCUAAAGAAAUCAGGCAAAGCUAAAAAGAUGUUUGGUAGCUAGUGCUGUGGCUGAGAUCCUAUAUGUACUUUUGAUGAAGUUAGGUGCUGUUCUGAGCAUUAUUUGUGGCUAUAGAGUGGCGUUUUGGUUGAGGUUUGUGUUUGGCUCCCCAGACCACUGUGUAUUGCUAUUGUGCGGUCAUUACUAAAGUUGGUAUAACUAGAGAAGCAAGCGGUUGGCAACAUUCAUCUCUCGAGGGGGUGUCUAACUCUGUGUUACAGUGUGUUUGACACUGAAUUAAUUUUACACUGGAAUAUCCCUUUAACUUUCGAAUGCAGGGAAUCCUCUUGUAUGUUGGUCUUCUUUUAUUGUAACAUUGCUGAGCUAAUAGAUAUUCCCAAAUCUUAACACCAUAUGAGUGGUGCUCUUUGAGGAUAAUAUUGAUUUUAAUCAGGAACUAUCAUAUAAAUGAAAAAAGAUACUCAGUCCUUCAAGCAUAUUUUAAAAUCAUAAUGUAACUUCACACCCAGCACUUAACCUUUCAAACUAAUUUUCCUUCCCAAACACUGUGUUUUGUGUUCAGUAAACUGACUCUUCAUCAUGAGGGUACAACAGCCGAUCCCAAACAGUUUUUACUGCUGCAUCAGAGAGUCGUCUAAAGCAGCCUUUGUUUUAGAUUCUGCCGGUGAAGUCUGCCAUUUUACUACCACUGUGGAUCAAUUCAGAUUUCUGUCUCUGGUGGGUUAGAGCAGUCUGCUGCUGUUACCAUGGAAACACAGCUUCACAGCAUCAGUCUCCAUGGUUUUCUAUCAUGUUUGACUUAACAUGUGUUGCAAUGCAUCAAUCUCUCUCCUGACUGUACCAGAGGGAGACGUCAUAGUCAGAAGCUGUGGAUUUAUUCCAAGGAUUCCCUAAUAGAUCCUCAGAGCAAACUGCAGAUUAAACUCUGAUGUUAACUAACAGCAGUCACUUAUUGGGUAUCAAACCAACAUCCCUCAGACUGACAACAUCCACAUUUUCCUCCAGAGUCUUGUGUAAUAAAACCUGAAUGAAAUAUUUACAGGUUCCCGUCGCAGACAGAAGGGUUCAGACUUCUCCUCAUCUUCCGAGGAGGAAUACCAGACAAGUGCUGGGACUCCCAAAGCCAAGCGCUCUUCCCACCCCUCCACAUCUGCCCAGACGCCACGCAGUCAUCGCACAGCUGCCACCAGGUCCAAAUCAGUCUCCCUGGAAACAGAGGAGGAUGAGGACCAGAAUGAGGGAGACCCCUAUCAGAACUGGUCCACACAUAGCGCUGAGAUUGCCAAGUACAAAUUACGAAAUAUCCAUCAACACCUUUAGCUCAAAGACAAAGUGACCCCACCUCUGUUCAUGAUGGCUUUUUUUCCGUGUGUCCCCUGUAGGCUCAGUCAGGACCUGGCUAAAGAUCUGGCCAUCCUGGCCAAGGAAAUUCACGAUGUUGCUGGGGAUGGAGACUCACCCAGCUCUGGCAUGGGCACUACCACCUCACCCAGCUCUCUACCCAACACACCAGCCUCCACCAUCUCUGCCAGGGAGGAGGUGGGCAACACUGUGAACUACCCAACACCCGUCAAGUCACCGCAACCACAAUACAAACUACAGAUCCAAAAACUGGGAACACACCAGACACAUAACUCUGAUUUUAGACUUUUAGUAAUAUCUGUGGUUAAGAUCAAAUCUCUGCUCUGUUCUUGUGCCACUAAAUCUAAAAUGAAUACUCUACAGAUCUUGGAAAUAUGUGUUAUUCUGCUGUUUAGACUGAUGCACAAUGGGAGUCUAAACAGAGGUAACUGUAGCCCACAGACACAAUCAUCACCAGUGUAUUCCCAGUUUAACUGGGAACAAUUAGUUUUUUCAAACGGGGUCUUCUUUGUGUAGUUUUGUCUCCAUCUCUGUCAAGGAUGUCAUGCCAUCAGAAGUAUGUUGGAUGGAAAGGUUCAGUUGUCUGCAGUUUGUUUCAAGUUCUAGGUUGAAUGAUAGAAGCUUCAUCACGCUUUGGAUUCUCAUGACCCAUUUCUUUGUUCUGCUGCACAGACGCCAUCUUAUCAGUACUUACGAGGGGUUCGACCAUCUCAGGUGUCUAACUCUGAUUCAUCACUCCGCCUGCUCUGUAUCUGGUUCCCAUCUUCCACCGCCAUGCCCCUACCGUCACUGAUCCUAACACUCCCCUCUCACAAGUGUUGGAUGCUCUAACUCAUGUUUGAUUUCCUUGUUCUGAGAUUUGUCUGAUUAAGUGUUACAGUAUGAAAGAUUGUUAAUGACAAAACUACAGAGUUAGCCUAAACAGUGAGCUGGAACCACUAAGGAUCAAGGAUUUGAAGGAACAACAGGUCUACCAAUUCAAGACUCCAACUCAGCCUUACGAUCACAACAUGAGCCAGGUUCUGCUGGAGGUUAAAAAGCAGUUUUAUCCUUGCCACUGUAACUUAGAUAAGACUAAUCUACACAUCUAAUGGCGCAGCACAAAACAGAUUCAAACAGGAAGCUGUCUCCUAAACUCACCCCCCUUAUACUCAGCUCUGUAUAUGUUAUACCAGACCUUACCCGGUUCAACUGUACUCCCAAGACUCUCACCCCUCACACCUGUGAAUCCAGCUGUAUGUUCUCCAAACUAACAAUGUCCAGCUACAAUUUUAGCUUCAUACCCUACUCAACUGUGUCCCAUCCAAGUCCACCCAACCCCAAUACCCCUUAUCCUGAUCUUAAGCAUUCAUUAUAAUUCACUGAGAACUAUGACUAUACUCAUAUUUAUGGUCUGGCUUCACCUGCCAGCCAAUAGGAAAGAAUGUUUGAAUCAGCUGCUGCAUGACAUUAUUAAUUCCAUCAGGUUAGCACUGAACUUAAAUGGUUCAUUGGUACUUUUCCCUGCUUAUUCUCCUUUCUAGUAGUUAUAUUCUGACUGGUUCCCGCCCAGGUGUGUUUGGGCUUACUCAGCAGUUUUGUCAUUAAUGAACUUCAGCACCCUUAAUAAACUGGUUUGGCUGUUUUUUUGACAGUUCAUGCAGCUGUAACUGGUGACCGGUAGGAUCUUCCCGCACUCCUACAUCUCCCUGUCGUUGUUAACAGGCUGUAUCCCAGCAGUACUAAAAUUCACUGCAUACACUGUUGCCCUCACCAUCGCAGCUGCAUGUUGACUUGGUGCAUGCGUUCACGGAGCACCGCCAUCACCGGCCGGCUGCUCGCUGGUUUGAUAUCAGAUAUUCAGUGGUUGGAUCACCAGAGCUAGACUCCCUCUACUCUCUUUCCAGCUGGUCCAACAUAUCCCUGAGGCCAGUUUAAACUACCAGAAGGUUCCUCCAGGUUCUGCUGCCGUCUCGGGCCUGGACGCAAACAUGAAUGAGCCGGAGCCCGGUUCUAAGCAACGUCGUCCGUGGAACCGCGAAGAGGUCACUGUCCAAAGGCACUGAGGCUAUGUUCAUACUGCAGCUCAGUGUGUCCCCAAAUAUGUUUGUCACUGCGAAACAAGACAAUUUUGGCCAAAGUGAAUCAUUUCUACUUUUGUUUAAAUUUACCGAUUAUCAACACGUCAAACAGAUAUCUCGAUAUCAACGUCAGUAACUUUAUAUAUACAGCCACAAAAUUUAAAGCAUACUUCAUUAAAAUAUCAAUUGACAUCUCUGAUGAAUGAUAAAAUAUGAACCUAUUUAGCGACCUGUCUGGUUGGUCGAACACAUCAGUACUUUAAUAAACGCAGGGACUACUGUCACCGAUCAACCGCACAAAAACACUUGGUCCCAGCGGCGAUCUUUGAUGAGGUUCCUUUUGGCUGGGAUUAGUGGAGAAUGUUUAGUCAGGGUUAGUCAACUAGUUGGAUAGUUUAUUGUAUUAGGUACAGUAGUUGUAGGUUAGAUGGCGUAAUGGGUUUGUGUUUUACUAAGCCUAGAGCAGUAUCCAAGAAUAAGUCCCGGUGAUGCCAGAAGUUAAAGAGAGUUUCCUGUAAAGAGAGAAAGGGUUUUAAAAACGAGUGUUAAACUACUAUGUCUUUCUUGGAGGCUGGAGGUGGAAGCUGUCAGUUAGACUAGGUAAGGAUGGUUACUGGCUGUACAAAAAAAGCUGUCAGAUAGGCCGAGAAGAUCUGGAGAUUGGAUUUUUGGUGAAAGUGAUUCAUGAGUGAGUGAACUGUCCAGCUGUCAGGUCUUUGAGCUUAACCACAACUAAAACACGCAAAAGAUGGAUGCAGACUGGGAUCCAAAAAGGCUAGAAACAAUCCUGUUUUGGGUGUUGUCUUUAGUUCUUGAACUCAUUCGCUCCAGGUGACUCCUUUGCUGUUUUAUGAUGGUACUGGCUGCUUGACAGUUUAUCCACUUCUGUCACCCCCAGAGGCUGCACUGGCCAUUAGAGACAGGUUUCAGAGACAUGACAUUUGCUCUCAGAGUGUUUCAGAGUAAAGAUGAGUGUGAGUCAGGCUGACAGAGAGCAGGGAAGAUUUGCAACCUAACGGGCGGUUUUUCUAAGAUGUUGGUGUCUGGACUAAUGAGCUCCUGGAGGCUGGACCAGCGUCACCACACUCAGCAGGUGAUGAUCAAUCACAGCCUGCAGUCAAAGACCUGAGCCUGGAGUGUGAACAUAUCCAACACUUUGAUAAAGUAAACCACACUGACACUGCUGCAGUUAGUUUUGGUGUGCUGGGACAUCAGGGUGUGGACAUCUGUGUGUCAGCAUCUCAGCCUCCUGCUUUUAUUUCAUCUCAGUCCAUCUGUGUCUCUCAAUAAACUCUUUCAGGUGAUUCUGGACAACCUGAUGUUGAACCCCGUGUCUCAGCUGUCUCAGGCCAUCCGCGAGAACACGGAGCAGCUGGCUGAAAAAAUGAAGUAAGGAAACUGUCGAUGAAACCGUCAGAUAAAUUUAUUCAAAGUUUGCAUUUUCAGUCUGAAUCUGACCCCCUUAGAUUAAAACCUCACCCCCUGUCAGAACAGGUUGUGUUUCAAUUUGUUUUCAGCUACCCAGGUUUUAGAAAGUCCAUCCAUGCUUUGUGUGUAUAAUUCAGAGGUUCUUCUUGUGUUGCUGCACUUAUUAUGAUCCACAGAAACACCUGUGUUGGUUUUAUUUCGCCCUGACCUCGUCCUGUGUUUGCUCUCAGGGUUCUGUUCCAGAAUAAAGCUGAAGUCUGGGAGGAGAUCGAGGCCAAGAUCAAUGCUGAGAACGAAGUCCCCAUCCUGAAAACCUCCAACAAGGUUGAUCUUUAAACACCUCACUUCAAACAUAUAAUACUCAGGAUUAGUGAGAGAGCAGCUGGAACUUUCUCUCUUGUUCUUUGUCUCACUUCCAGGAAAUCACCUCUAUUUUAAAAGAGCUGAGGAGAGUGCAAAGACAGCUGGAAGGUAUGAACCUGUUUGAUUUAUUUUAUGUGUUUUUAAAAACUUUAUUAAAACAGGACAGGUUUCGAGUGAUAACAUAAAACUUUCUUUAGUUUAAUAUCGAUUUUCUGCAAAAUACGGGACAUUAAGGAUAGACAGUUCUACAUUUACAGAUUUAAAGGUUCCUGAACUCCAAGGCUAACCAUGCUUGAGGAAGAAUUUAGCUAUCUGUAAUGAAUCUAUUUAAUUUAAAUAAAACUGUCGAGUUUCAAGACAUGUAGACUGUUUUGCACAACAUUAAAAGCAUACUGGUAUUUGAAAGAAUCUGCUAAAGACCUGAUAUGAGCUCCUUGGUUCUGGUUUGUUCAUUCAUGUCCUGUUUUUCUCGCUGUAGUUAUAAACACCAUUGUGGAGCCCGGUGGAAGUGUUCAUACGGCCGCGAUGGGGACGACGCCUGCUGGUCAAACUCGGCCUUCCUCAAGGGAGAAGAAGACUCCUUCUAAAACCCGUGGUGCCCCUUCAUCCUCCAACGCCAACGAAAGCACCAAGAGACCGCCUCGUGGACCCGACGGGGGCCACCACAUGGCCUGA
Molecule: messenger RNA, 19918 nt
Organism: Xyrichtys novacula (pearly razorfish)
Lineage: Eukaryota; Metazoa; Chordata; Actinopteri; Labriformes; Labridae
Source: the annotation of a GenBank genome assembly